AAACAAUUAGUCAAAUUUGUGAUUUUCCAUGGAACCGCGUACUUGUUGUAUCGCCGCCUGUCCGUUCAUGUCCUGAGCACCAUGCGAAACCGUCCGAAUAUUCUCGUGACGGGAACCCCAGGCGUGGGCAAAACAACAUUCUGUCGCCAACUUGCCCUGGAGACGGGUAUGGAACAUGUGAAUGUGGGGCAGCUUAUUAAAGAUGAGCGCUUGUUCACUGAAUGGGAUGACGAAAAAAACUGUAGCAUCUUCGAUGAAGACUUGGUUGUGAAUAAGCUUGAGGAUAUCGUCAGUGAUGGCAAUAAAAUUGUCGACUUCCACUCGUGCGACUUCAUGCCCGACGAGUGGUUUGACUUAGUCUACGUCCUACGUGCCGAUACUGCAGUCCUGUACGACCGCCUAGAAAAACGCCAUUAUAAGGAGGAAAAGAUAAGAGAAAACGUGGAAUGCGAAAUCUUCAGAGUGUUGCUUGACGAAGCGAUCGAGGCUUUUGGUGAGGACAAAGUGAAGGAGCUGCAAAGCAAUAAUUUCACCGAUCUGUCUGACAAUGUUUCCGCAGUUAUGACUUCCGUGAAUGAAUGGUCUUCUCAAUGAACAAGAGUUCACCCAGUAGCUAUGUCAAGGUCCCCGAAUCUGACUUCUUGUGCUUAUUCGAAUUGGAAUUUUUUGUGUCGAAUGGCAAACAGUCCACGUCAGCUGUUCCACUAGUUCAUUAUUUGUAGUGUUUUGUGCUUUCAAGGCUCAUUCUCCUCAUAAACUGUGUUGCUUCUAAGACUGUUCGUGCUUGCCGUUUGUUUAAGAAAACUGCGAAGAUGAAAACCGCCGUUGGAUCUGUACAGCAGAGCUGUUGUAUACCGUUGCUUCCUUGACAAGAAUCGCCCGCGAAUGUCGAAACGGUCUGCCAUGAAGUUGUCACAUCAUUCAGCCUCAACAACGCACAAGACAUUACGCCUGCUCCUUCACGAAAACUUCCAUGAUCCAGGCGACAAGCGACUGCUUGUUUCUUUCACGGGUGUCAAGAAAAACAGCCGGAAAUCUUCCCGAGUCGACAGUGAACCUAACCCAUCAUCGGCAACGUCCAACUCCUCGAUGCGCUGCUUGAACGCUUCAAACUGCUCUACAGCCCUGCAACAAAAAACGCAGACCCAGAUCAACGGAAUCUACUGAAUCGUAAUCAAGUUCUAGUCACUUCGUCACUGUUGGCACUGCAAGGCGCUAGAGCGUAUUUAUGCAC
Molecule: messenger RNA, 1234 nt
Organism: Toxoplasma gondii ME49
Lineage: Eukaryota; Apicomplexa; Conoidasida; Eucoccidiorida; Sarcocystidae
Product: TAF9 RNA polymerase II, TATA box binding protein (TBP)-associated factor isoform 2 family protein
Exons: 1
Coding region: 82-594 (170 amino acids)
Molecular function (GO): ATP hydrolysis activity; ATP binding; AMP kinase activity
Source: RefSeq, a predicted model, not a curated record